Messenger RNA from Dujonia railenensis, 1056 nucleotides. NCBI's taxonomy places the organism in Eukaryota, Fungi, Ascomycota, Pichiomycetes, Serinales, Debaryomycetaceae. The record is from the annotation of a GenBank genome assembly.
AUGACUACUUUAAACGCUGAACCAAAAAAGAAUGACGAGACGAAUGUUCCGGUGCUAGAUGCGCCACCAGCAAAACGCCAAAAAAUAGAUCCAGCCACUAUCAAUAGAGAGAAGAUUCCAGUACCAGAGGGUAUGUCUAAAAACCAGUUCAAGAAGCUUCAAAGACAGAAAAAAUGGGAAGACAGCAAAGAAAAAUAUAAGGAAAUUAAAAGAGAAAAGAGAAGGGCCGCGAAGAUACGCCAGAGAGAAGCUGUCGCUGCUGCAAUCGAGUCCAAAGAUGAUGAGAGCUACCAUCUGGCCAAGAAGAAGCAAAUUCCUGCACACCAGCGGCCCACUGGAAUUCAAGUCAUCAUGGAUUGUGAGUUUGACGAGUUAAUGAAUAAUAAGGAAAUUGUAUCUAUGUCAAAUCAGAUAACGAGAUCUUAUUCGGCCAAGAGACAUUGUGACUACGAAAUCCCGUUGAAAAUCCUGUCGUUCAAUAAAAACUUGAAGCAAAGAUUCGAUAAAUCAGUCUCUCAAUAUGUCAAAUGGCAAGGAAUUGAAUUUUCCGAAAAUGAAACAUUGGUAGACAUCUUGCCCUCGGAACGUGAAAAUGUGGUAUAUCUUACCGCUGAUACCGAUGAAAUUAUUGAAACCUUGGAAGAGGGCCACACAUAUAUCAUUGGUGGGAUAGUUGACAAGAACAGACAUAAACUUCUUUGCGUAAACAAGGCCAAGGAAUUAGGGUUGAAGGUUGGAAAAUUACCCAUAGAUAAGUACAUUGAGAUGAACGGCAGACAUGUUUUAGCGACUUCGCAUGUAUAUGAAUUAUUAUGUAAGUGGUACGAGGAGGGAGGGGACUGGAAAAAGGCAUUUGACAUAGUAUUACCACCAAGAAAGGUUAAGAAGGAGGAGGAGGAGGCAGACAAAGAAAAGAGUGUAAAAGGUGAGGGCAGCUCCAAUGAAGAUGGUGAGGAAGAAGUCGAAGAAGAGGAGGAAGAGGAGGAUGAUGAUGACGAGCAAGAAAGGGAAGAAGAUGAAGGAGAUAAAGAAGACAAAGAAGAUGAACAAAACUGA